Cladocopium goreaui is the source of this 2514-nucleotide messenger RNA. NCBI's taxonomy places the organism in Eukaryota, Dinophyceae, Suessiales, Symbiodiniaceae. The record is from the annotation of a GenBank genome assembly.
GGGCAUGUGGGUUGCUGGCUGGUGAAGUCACGCAUCCCGAUGCCGUUCGGGCCUUGGCAGUGCCGAUUUUGACAGCUGCAAGAGCGAACAAUGCAAAUAGCAGGGUAUCCUGAGGACACCACUCUGCGGGGAAAUGGUAGGCAUCCUAUCCUGGAGAAGGAGACCUUUGAGAAGCUCCAUCGAAAUGAGGUGAUUGAGACCAGGCCUCACAUCCUGCACUUUGGUGGUUUCCAAGUUCACAAGGAGCACACUCAGUUGCUCAGAAUUGUGAACAUAUCGCCAUCGUCACUGCGAGUGUCUAUCCUUGGUCCAGAGACACAAUGGUUCAAGAUCAAUUUCGACAAGAAAGGGCUUCUGGCGCCUGGAAUGAGCGAAGACAUCAUGGUGACCUUUGAGCCGCAUGAAUGGCGAUACCACAGUGACACAAUCAAGAUCUUUUGCGGAGAGUUGGCCGAAAAUUUGGUGGUGCCAAUCCACGGCUAUCCAUCAGCCAAUGACAUCGUUUUGCCUCGGAUUUUGGACUUCGGUUCUGUGGCUAUCGGGACGUCCCAAUCCAAGGUCAUCCCUUUGUCGUGCAAGAUCCCAAUUCAAUUUGAGUUCGAGAUCACCGUUGUGGAGGCCCACCCAGACCUUACCAUCACGCCCCUUUCAGGCAUCAUCCCUGCUGAUGGUAGCAGCGAAAUUGUGGCGACCUUUGCCCCGAUGAAACACAGGACGGCCCGGGCCGAGCUUCAGUUCCAUGUGGCGCAGUUCAAUUCUGAACCCGCACUGGUCACAGUGCUCGGGUCCUGCUUUCCAGAAUCUGCCAAACUUCAGGUGUUCAAAGAGGAGAUGGCAGAGCGAAGCGUCGUCGCAGCUCAGAAGAAGCAGGAAGAGAAGGCUGCUACAUUGAGCAAACUGAAGGGAAGAAAGAAAGGCCCGCUACAGGUAAUUCAUCCUACCUUCAAGGUAGAUGAACUUGAGAGAACCAUCAAUGGAAUCAAGGUUCCAACCACACGAGCUGAUCAACAUUCAACAAAUUUCAUUUUGAACCAAACUGCUGGCAAACUGCCAUUGAAGGACCUUGCGGCAUUUAUUCGGGAGCAACGCGAGGCAGCAGACUGUCGGCGCCAGCAGAUUUCUGAUGGUGGCCAGCUGGAGGAAGAGGUCGUGGAAGAGGACAAGCAAGCGCAGGAAUUGCGCUUCGAACUCCACUAUCGAGAGGUAGACAAAAAGGACAAGGACAAGGAACUCAAAAGUAAUCGAGCAAGCGGUGAAGGGCCUCCAGAUGAGAACGCCAUUGCUGAAGUUGAAGCUGCCAGAAGACGCAGAUAUGACAAUAUCUUCCAGCUGAGAAUCAAUGACGACCUGAAACGUGUGGAGUCGGUACUGACGAACAGCAACAUUGCCGUUCCGGCGAACUUUAAGCCAGCCCACAAGCCGGAGUGGGAUGAAUGCGCCAACGACAUCUUUUCUGUCCGACUACAAGUGAUCGAGAGGUUUGUGCGAGCUGGUUCCAAGGUGUUGAUGCGUGUCCGAGCCCAACAGAGAUGCAGUAUGCUGUGGGAGGCGAUUGCUGAAGCAGGAGUAGUUGACAGAAAAGGUUGCCAGGCUUGGGUUGAAGCCGAGAACAAGGCGGCUGCUUCGGGAACCUUGGUUAAGGCUGAGAAGGUCCAGCAGAAGUCAGAGGUCAAAGGAACCGAUGAUGAAACUGAUGGUGACCUUUUGGCAGUUCACAUCCCAAAGGAUUUUGUCCUUCCACUGCAAACUCCAACAAGAACGUUGGGCUUCUCUGCGGAGGAAAGGCAACGUGUCGAGGUUGAUCACUGGGACAACUUCGAGGAGUUCUUGCCACAUGAUCCUCCUGCACCACUGGACCACAAGGUCCUGAACUACCCACUACACGAUGUUCCGCCACCUUCAGCGUACAUGAAGCCGAACCUUGAAAGGUCUCGUUUAACCGCAGCAUUAGAGGAGCAUCUUAUUUGCGGUGAGUGCGGCGAUGCUUUGGAUGGAGCAGAAUUGCCUGUAGACAUGCCCGAUUCAUGCCUACUGCCUCCAGCUCAUGACGCGCUCUCUCUGUUGAUUCCUUCGACGGAUUGCAGGACUUACGUGGCAUUUCCGGAGUCUGCAGAGUGCGAUCCAGAGCACAGAUUGGCGGAGAAGGCAGUGCACAAAGUUUUUUUCUCCUCAUGAACUCCCUCAUGUUGUUGAUUGCCAUUUCGCUUUCUUACAUGUUGACCGUAGUGGUGCUGGCAAAUGGUUUUCCGUAUGCACCGAGUGCAUGUUUGCAUGCUGACCUCAGACGACCCCAUGAUGUAGUGGUAUUGCAUGGUCCACUAUGGGCCGCACCAUUUCGCGGAAAGAUCUUAAUUCAUCUUAAUUCGGGUGAGGUCUUUGGCGCUAUUUUGCUUAUUUUGCCCACUGGCUCCAUGCUUGAGACAUGUUGAAACAGUGGCAGCAAGCCGUCGGCCACACCUGACGUUGCUCAGCCAACUUUGCUGGAUCCUCUUCGUGCAGUUCCACUUCUUCCGC